This is a messenger RNA of Pundamilia nyererei, 1018 nucleotides long. RefSeq lists its product as uncharacterized. The record is from RefSeq and is a predicted model, not a curated record. Lineage: Eukaryota; Metazoa; Chordata; Actinopteri; Cichliformes; Cichlidae. The coding region runs from base 1 to 618 and encodes 205 amino acids. The transcript has 3 exons.
AUGUGUGUAGCGAGUUUGGAUGAAGCACCUUGUUCAGCAUGGUCUCCCUUUGUCUUUGUGAUUCUCACUGUAUCUGUUGUUGUCCGUCUGUUCUCCUUCUCAGUUUCCGUCUCCGUUCAUCCCUCUGCUGUUCUCAAGCUGAACGAUGAGGCAACGCUCCAGUGUGAGGUGAAAGGUCAGCCCCAAGGAUGUGAAGUGAAGUGGCAGAGUCCAAAUACAAAGUCACCCACAAAUCCAUCAACAGUUCAACUGAAACCUGUAACAAGCUCACAUAACGGGGCCUGGGAGUGUAUCGUCACCUGUGGCAGCAAUAAGUUUAGUCAGAGUCUGACCAUCACAGUCAAAGAGCCUCCAACUACAACAACUACAACAACUCCACCAACCACCCGUAAGAACGUCACAUUGUUUGUAACGAGUGUUCAGAAGACAACAUGUACAACAUGUACAACAUGUACUGCCAACGAUUGCCCACUGGGACUCUCCUGUUGGAUGUGGAUUGCAAUCGGAGUCUGCUGUCAGUUUGGGAUCUUCCUGAUAGUUUGUGUCACUGUCUUGUGUAAGUGCAUGAGAAGAAGGAGGGCAUGUGAGGAAAGGCGUUCAUCAAAUAUUUAUGUGUAGAGUUGAUUGUUGACGAUGAAACAAAAAAUGGGUUAAGUCUAAAUGAGUGUCUCAGAUUGAGUAUUACACUCUUCAGUAAAUUGGUGCAGAUGUACAGAUGAAAUGUUCGGUUUGUUUCCUGGACCUCGCUGAGUAAAACUGAGAAGCACCUAAAAUCUUUGAAACAUCUGUUCACACUUUGCUUGCAAAUGACACUUUAUUGCCAAAAGCGUUCACUCGUCUAACUUCAUACACAUAUGAACUUGAGCGGCAUCUCAUUCUCAAUCCUUGAGGUUUAAUAUGAUGUAGGUCCAACUGUGGCAGCUUAAACUCUUAUGGGAAGGCUUUCCAAAGAUUUAGGAGUGUUUAUAGGAAUUUUUUGACCGUUCUUCCAGAAGCACAUUUGUGAGGUCAGACACUG